Chaetomium strumarium is the source of this 1635-nucleotide messenger RNA. RefSeq names its product cytochrome P450. Bases 1 to 1635 code for a protein of 544 amino acids. The transcript is spliced from 4 exons. The record is from RefSeq and is a predicted model, not a curated record. Gene Ontology annotation, molecular function: monooxygenase activity; heme binding; oxidoreductase activity, acting on paired donors, with incorporation or reduction of molecular oxygen. NCBI's taxonomy places the organism in Eukaryota, Fungi, Ascomycota, Sordariomycetes, Sordariales, Chaetomiaceae.
AUGGGACUCGUUGAGAUGUUGGUCGAGCAUGUCUCGGUCAAGUCGGUCCUGGUCCUCGUGCCAGGCCUGCUGCUGGCCUACGUCUUGAUGGCUCUCAUAGUGAUGCCGCAAUGGAAGGAGCUCAAGCUGGCCGGCAUGCCGGGCGCAAGGGCACCCAAGAUCAAGUCGAAGUUGCCGUUCGGCCUCGACUUCAUCUACGAGGGCAUCCGUGCGGCAAAGGCAUAUGAGAACCUCCAGUUCUGGCAGAAGAUGUUCGGCGACAUCCAGGCCGACACAGGCGAAGGCUGGCUUGCCGGGCGCCGUGUCGUGUUUACCAUCGACCCCGAGAACAUCAAGGCCAUCCUAGCCACGCAGUUUGGCGACUACGGUAAGGGCGAGCCGUUCCACCGCGAGUGGAAGGACUUCCUCGGCGACAGCAUCUUCACCACCGACGGCGCCCUCUGGCACGACAGCCGCCAGCUGCUGCGCCCGCAGUUCAUCAAGGACCGCGUCAGCGACCUGCACGUCUUCGAGAGCCAUAUCCAGACCCUGUUCCGCGCCAUCGCCAACGGAGGCGCCCUAAACGGGGAGAACCAGCCUGUCGACAUCGAGGCCGGCAACGGGAAGCCCGUCGACAUCUGCGAUCUGUUCUUCCGCUACACGCUGGAUGCCGCCACCGACUUCCUGCUGGGGUACGAUGUCAAGUCGCUCAGCAACCCCCGUCAGGAGUUUGCCGAAGCCUUCGCGGAAGUCCAGCGGAUGCAGAGCCUCAUCGCGCGUGCGGGCGCGCUCAACCGGCUCGUUCCGCGCGACUCGUUCCGGCGCGGGAUGCGGGUGAUCAACAACUUCAUCAACCAGUACAUCGAGCGCACGCUGCGGCUGAGCCCCGAGGAGCUGGCCAGCAAGACCAAGAGCGACGCGGGGUACACCUUCCUGCACGCGCUGGCCGGCUACACCAGGGACCGCCAGGUGCUCCGCGACCAGCUGAUUGCCGUGCUGCUGGCCGGGCGCGACACCACGGCCUGCACGCUGUCCUGGACCAUCUACGAGCUUGCGCGGCACCCGGAGGCGGUCGCGAAGCUGCGCGCCGAGAUCUUGUCCGUGGUCGGGACGACGCGCACCCCGACAUACGACGACCUGAAGAGCAUGAAGUACCUGCAAAAUGUCAUGAACGAGACGCUGCGGCUGUACCCGGUUGUUCCGUUCAACGUCCGCCUCGCUCUGAAGGACACCACGCUCCCGCGGGGCGGGGGAGCCGACGGGUCGCAGCCGAUCAAAGUGCUCAAAGACACGCCGAUCGCCUACUCCACCCUCGUCAUGCAGCGGCGGCCGGACCUGUACCCGACGCCCGGGCCGGACUUCGCGCCCGUCGACCAGUUUAGUCCGGACCGCUGGUUCCGCUGGCAGCCCAAACCCUGGCAGUACAUCCCCUUCAACGGCGGGCCGCGCAUCUGCAUCGGCCAGCAGUUCGCCCUGACUGAGAUGGCGUACGUGCUGACCCGGCUGUUCCAGCGGUACGACCGGCUCGACAACUACAUGGGCGAGGUCAACGGCGGGAAGCCGUCGCUGCGGGCCGAGAUUGUGCUGCAGCCUGGCGACGGGGUCAAAGUUGCGUUUUGGGAGGCGAGGAGGGCGGCGAUGGCGAGGGAGAAAUGA